Messenger RNA from Pocillopora verrucosa, 1372 nucleotides. RefSeq lists its product as uncharacterized. The record is from RefSeq and is a predicted model, not a curated record. NCBI's taxonomy places the organism in Eukaryota, Metazoa, Cnidaria, Anthozoa, Scleractinia, Pocilloporidae.
UUAAAACACGUCCCUUCAAAUUGUUUUAUUCAUUCUGUCAGCUCGUCCGCAUACUUUACAACACAAUGGCUCGCUUUAUAGUGGUCAUCGCAUUCUUGGCUUUCUGCAACAUCGUCUACGCACUGCCGACAUGGGAGAAUGAAGACGAAGCGGAUUUCAGUUCGUCUUCCCUACAGAUUACUCGCCGUCGCUGCAGCUGUUCUGAUGAACAUCACAAAUGCGGCUGCUGCCUUCAAAUCAGGGCACCUGCAUUCCAAAAUUAUGACGAAGCGGAUGUGUGUAUGAACUCGUCUUUCGUCCCGUCGCCAUUGGCGGUGGACUUUUUUAUGAUGUGGAACAAACGUAAAGUUUUCAACCGCACCGUAUCAGAUUCCCGUCCACGGCCUGCAUGUUUUGACAUUCCUCGUCUGAAUUAUGGAAAGGCCUGCGUGAAAUUCACCAAGAUUACGAUCAAGAGAGAUCACACUGGAGGAUGUGCAGCUCUGGAAUUAAAAUCGAGGCACAGCGGAAGAGACAUUCCUCUCGGCUGCUUCUUCUUCCACGAUAGGGACGGGCAUGGAGUGGACAUGGAGACCUUUCUAGAUCCUGCGUCGUUCAUGUCCUUACUGAAAAAUGUCUUUCAAGCGUCAAAGGAAAACCAGAUCGAUAGCAUUAGUUUGCUGGCAAAUCCACCUAAGGAGACACUAGAUGGUGACGUCACAGAAGUGAUGGCGGUUGACAAGGCCAGCUGCCAGUGUUCAAAGGCUCCAGCCCAAUGUGACUGCUGUGCAGAGUUUAAAAUAUUUGGUCACUCUGUGAAAGCCUGUGCUCAUGCAGACAUCGAUAUAACAGGACAGGGAUUUGAUUUAGCGUUGACUAUCAACGGUCACGCCAUUUUCAAGAAGCAUAUAUCGAUUCGAGACCCACCAGAAAUUUGCCACACUUUCCGCUUAUUCACCUUUUCAGUGAAGGCGUGCCUUAAAAUUACACAAGUUUCGCUGAAACCCGGUCACACAGGUGCAUGCUUGGAAUUGGACGUGAGCCGGGCCAAGCUCUCUUUGGGAUGUUUCUAUGGAGCGAGCUACCAGGGAUCUGGUGAAAGAAUAGAAUGAUGGUGCGCCAUACGCCUGAUGGGAUAACCAAAGCUGUUAAAAAAAUUGUGACAUGAUUGCAAUAUGAUCAAGUUAAAUUUUUAUGUGCAAAGUCAAUUGAAUGAUUAUGUUCUUCCUUAAUUUAUAGCUGAAAAUGGAGACUUUCCUAGGAAACAAUAAAGUGCAGCUCUUCAAAAAAUUAACAAGACCUUUUAUGAAUCAUAAAAAAUUUGAAACUAAAUCUGUAGUAUGAAAGAAUGGGAACAGGAAUGUGUUUUUGACAGUUUGACAAGAUAAAAUAA